UUAGUUUUAUACAGUGCUCACGAGUGAGUAUCAGUGUAGUAUAAAGUUUCACGUUGAUACGACAAGUAAUUGAAUUUUAGCUACGUAAACAAUGCCUGAUCAACAAACGAAAGUGAUUGUCGGUACUGCUGUGGUAGUGGGAACAGCAGCGGCAGCUGGCUUAGCAUAUUUCUAUGCUAGAAAUAGGACUGAACCGAUUCCAAACAAAUGGAGAAAGGUGGGCAAAAUCAGUGACCUAAAUUUUUUCCCGGUAAAAUCAUGCGCGCCAAUCAAGUGUAACUCAUUUAAGUGUCACAUGCUUGGUGUUGAGUGUGAUGAGCUAGUUGAUCGUGGAUUCAUUAUAUCACGAAACAACAAACAAGUGACUGCACGAGUCUAUCCGAAUAUGUUACUUAUUCAACCUAAAGUUGAAGGUAACCAACUGAUUUUGUCAGCACCUGGACGACCGAAUUACAAUUUAAAUUUGGAUGAGUUAAGAAAACGGCCACCGAAAUUUGAGAUAGAAUGCUGGUAUUCGAAAGUAGUUGGAAUCGAUGCUGGUGACCAUGUGGCUGAUUGGCUAUCUGAAUCCAUAGUUGGUCAGCCAGGUAUUUUCCGUUUAUCAUUUUAUCCACAUAAAUAUUCGACAAAAGGUAUAUACAAACCGGACCGAAAAUAUAAAGCAUACCGUGAUGAAGACGCCGGAAGUUAUCAUGACAAAACUAGCUACAUGCUGAUCAAUCAAGGAUCGGUGGAUAAGCUAAACUCUGAACUGGAUCAUCCGGUGACGCCGUUGCAAUUCCGGCCUAAUCUAUUAAUAGAAGGUCCUGCAGCUUACGAUGAAGAUAGUUGGAAGUGGGUUCGCAUUGGAGACAAUGUAGUUUUCCGCGUUUUGAAGCCUUGUACAAGAUGCAUUUUGACUAACAUAAAUCCAGAGACUGGUCAACGUCACCCAGAAGGUGAGCCAUUAAAAACUCUAGUCAAAACUCGAACAAUAUUACCGAAUGAGCCUCCUGUUAUUGGUAUUCAAAUGGGUGUACGAAUCGCAGGAUCGGUUUCAAUUGGAGACGCAGUUUAUAUUAAUGAUGAAAGUUGUGACUAAAUUCGUGCUGACGAUAAUAAAUUGUAAAAAAUCAUACGA
Molecule: messenger RNA, 1120 nt
Organism: Bradysia coprophila
Lineage: Eukaryota; Metazoa; Arthropoda; Insecta; Diptera; Sciaridae
Product: mitochondrial amidoxime-reducing component 1-like
Molecular function (GO): pyridoxal phosphate binding; catalytic activity; molybdenum ion binding
Source: RefSeq, a predicted model, not a curated record